AUGGAUGCUGAUUUCAGAUGGACUGCACGAAACUACUCAUUUUUCUGGGGACGUAGCCUCGACGAAGGAAUAAAAUAUCGCCUUGGCACAUUGUUCCCUGAGCAGUCUGUACAGAACAUGAAUGAGAUCGUGAUCAAGCCACGCGAACUAUUCCCGUAUUUUGACGCGCGAGAGAAAUGGCCAGGGAUGAUUCAUGAUGUUAGGGAUCAAGGUGAUUGCGGAAGUAGUUGGGCUGUAUCUACUACGACUAUAUCAUCAGACAGGUAUAGAUUUUUCCUACGCAUU
Molecule: messenger RNA, 285 nt
Organism: Strongylus vulgaris
Lineage: Eukaryota; Metazoa; Nematoda; Chromadorea; Rhabditida; Strongylidae
Source: the annotation of a GenBank genome assembly